Closterium sp. Yama58-4 is the source of this 4668-nucleotide messenger RNA. The record is from the annotation of a GenBank genome assembly. NCBI's taxonomy places the organism in Eukaryota, Viridiplantae, Streptophyta, Zygnematophyceae, Desmidiales, Closteriaceae.
AUGCUGCCGUACCUGUUCCCUGAUCUGUCCACCUUUGCUACAGUCGCCGAUCUUAUCACCCACCUUCGCACUAGUGAUGCUCGCCUGCGUGCCGCCCUUCCCACCGAGUUCUGCGCUAAGAAUCCCCCUCCACUGUACUGGACACUCCACUUCAUAGUCACCCGUCUCCCUGACACCCUCAGCUCAGUUCGAGACCACUUCCUUGCUCGCUGUCCCACUGAGCUCACAGUCGCCCUCCUAGAGGAGCAGCUGCUCGCGGCCGAAAAGAGCAUUGUAGCUGUCGGUGCUGCUCGUGGCGCUCCUCGCACCCCCAUCUUUGAGGGGUGUUCUCCCUCUCCCCUCGCUCCCUCCUACGCUACUGCUGCUGCUGUUGACUUCCUUGGUGCUGAGUCUGCUGGCGCUGCUUCUGCUCCUGGUGGGAGGCGCCGCACCGGCAAGGGCAAGGGGGGCAAGGGUGGCGGGGGUGGCGCUGGGGGGGGAGGAGGUGGGGGAGGUGGGGGGGGAGGCGGUGCUGGAGGGAGCGGUGGCGGGAGUGCUGGUGGGAGUGGGGUCGGCAGCGGAGGCGGGGGCGGCGGAGGGAGCGGUGGCGGUGGUGGCGGCGGCGGCGGCGGCGGCGGCGGCGGCGGCGGCGGCGGCGGCGGUGGCGGCGGCGGCGGCGGCGGUGGCGGCGGCGGCGGUGGCGGUCGGAGCGGAGGUAGUGGUGGUGGCGGAGGUCGGAGUGGAGGAACUGGCUCGGGUCAAAGCUCCCAGCAGCAGCAGCGUCCCCAGACGACCCAGCAGCUUCGUGAGUGGCUUGCUCAGCGUGGGACGUCGGGGGGCAAUGGCCGCUGUUCCUAUGUCAUUCGCACAGGUGACCGCAAGGGACAGACGUGUGGGAGGUUCCACACCCCGUACCGCUGCUUCUCCCGCCUUGACGACGCUUGGCGUGAGGAGAUGGGCGAGGAUGUUGAGCGCCCCCGCUGGGCUGAGCUCAUGAGGGCUGGUGUUGAUAUCUUUGCUCUUGACUAUGAUGCUAUUAUUGCUGCCAUGUAUGCAUUGACUGUUAGUGCCGAGGGAGACUGUUACUUGUGUGUGCCGCCUGACCCAGGUAUAGAGCCCGCUGCCCUGGGUACUAGUGAGUCUGCUCUCUCUGGUAUGGUGCCCCCUGUACCUGCUCCCUCCAGUGCUGUCCCCGCUGUUUGCGAGUCUGCUCUCUCAGGUACAGCACCCACAGAGACUGCUCUCUCAGUCCUUGCCCAGUCCACCACUGUGCUCCCUUGUCCGGCGGUUCCGUCUGGCUCGUUGUCGGGUUUCCACCUCCCCUCGUUCUCGACGAACCUGGUGAGCAACGCUGUCAUCCAGGAUCAGUGGGUUGACACCUUUACCCCUGGAGGACAGCGUGUGGCGAUCUGCACGUGCUCCAGGACCGGCCGUCACCUGGCUACGUUUACCCGUCGGCCGGGGUCGAGUCUCUACACACUGACCACUGCGUCUCCUCAGGUCGCUGCUGUCGGUCAGGUGUCCGCGUCAGGUCUGGUGGCCCACGCCUGUGAGUGUCGUUCCCUGUCGCACCGGACUCUUCUCUGGCACCACCGCCUGGGUCACCCCUCCUUGCCACGCCUCCGUGGCAUGCACCGUCACCGCCUUGUGUCUGGUCUUCCCAGGUCCCUCCCUCCCCUCCCUGCCUCGCCUGCACCGCCUUGCCUUCCUUGCGUCGAGGGGCGGCAGCGCGCCGCUCCUCACUCCUCCUCGUUCCCCCCGACAGAGGCUCCUCUGCAGACCCUCCACCUGGACGUGUGGGGCCCAGCCCGCGUUCGUGGCCAGGGCGGUGAGCGGUACUUUUUGCUGGUUGUCGACGACUACUCGCGUUACACCACGGUCUUCCCCUUGCGCACCAAGGGUGAGGUCCCUGCUGUUCUGAUCCCUUGGAUCCGCACAGUUCGUCUCCAGCUCCGCCGCCGUUUCCGGACGGAUCUUCCUGCCCUGCGUCUGCACUCUGACAGAGGUGGUGAGUUUUCCUCCGAUCUCUUGAGGACCUUCUGUCAGGCGGAGGGCAUCGAGCAGACCUUCACGCUUCCGGACUCCCCACAGCAGAAUGGGGUUGCUGAGCGCCGCAUUGGCCUGGUCAUGGAGGUCGCUCGUACCUCCUUGGUCCACGCGGCGGCUCCCCAUUUUCUGUGGCCGUUUGCUGUCCGGUACGCCGCGCAUCAGCUCAACCUCUGGCCCCGUGUCUCCUUGCCGGAGACCUCGCCCACACUGCGUUGGACGGGGGAGGUUGGCGAUGCGUCGCGCUUCCGGGUGUGGGGUGCUCGUGCCCUUGUCCGCGAUACGUCUGCGGACAAGCUCUCCUCCCGCACGCUUCCCUGUGUCUUCCUUGGCUUUGUCCCUGACGCGCCUGGCUGGCAGUUUUACCACCCCACCUCGCGCCGGGUCUUCGCCUCUCAGGACGUCACCUUUGACGAGUCGGUCCCUUUUUACCGUCUCUUCCCCUACCGCACUGCCCCCCUCCCUCCCCCGCCGCUGUUCCUUGCUCCUGGUCCCCCUCCGGUAGACCCCCUUCCCCCUCAGGGUCCUGCUCCUUCAGGUGUCUCUCAGGUAGACCCUCCUCCCGUCGCUGAGCCUGUCGAGGUCACAGGUGACUCAGGUGCUGCUGCAGGUGGUGCUGCUGGGAGUGCUGAGUCUGGGGGUGCUGAGCCUGCGGGUGCUGGGCCUGGGAGUGCUGGGACUGCGGGUGCUGGGGCUGAGGGUACUGUGCCUGAGAGUUCGGCGCCUGGGGGUGCUGUGCCUGGGGGUGCUGCGACUGGGAGUGCUGAGCCUGCGUGUGCGGAGUCUGGGGGUGCUGCGCCUGCGGGUACUGAGCCUGGGGGUGCUGCUACUGAGCCUACGGAGCCUCGGGUUGCUGCGUCUGGGGGUGCUCCGGUUCGGGGUGCUGAGCAGUCUCUCACACCGCAGCAGCUUCGUGACUGGUACGUCCGGCGCUUUCGCCGUCCUCGUGGCUCGGCUGGAGCUGGCGGUGCUAGCGGAGUUGGAGCUGCCGACUCUGGGGGUGCUCUUCCUAGCGGUGCUGCGGACCCUGGGGGUGGCGCUACUGCUGGUGCUGCGGACCCACCUGGUGGAGCUGCUGCUGGUGCUGAGGACCCGAGCGGUGGCGCUGCUGCUGGUGCUGAGGACUCGGACGUUGGAGCUGCUGCUGGAGCUGAGGACCCGAGCGGUGGCGCUGCUGCUGGUGCUGAGGACCCGGCCGUUGGAGCUCCUGCUGGUACUGAGGACCCGGCCGCUGGAGUCUCUUCUGCUUCUGGAGACGCUGCGCGGCCGCGACCGUACUUCGUACCGCUCCUUCAGCAGGUUCUUGGGCAGGCUCCUCCUCCUUGUCCUCCUCCCUCCGUAGAGUGUCCUCCGCCUGUCCAGCCGCAGUCACAGUUACCGCCUACCUCGCCUCUCCCUGCUCCCUCUCCUUACACUGGUCCCACAGGAGGUCUUACAGAGCGUCGUGAGCCUGCGUCUCGUCCUGCGUCGCCUGUUCGUACUGCUCGCACUGGUAGUCGUGUCCGUCGUGCUCGUCCUCCUCCUGUCCCAGGCACUCACUACAUGACUCUGCGUCCAUCUACUGCUCCUCAGCGUGUCCCUCUACCGUCUCCUCCUGCGUCCUCUUUGCCUGCCGUUCCGGACCCUGAGUCUGACCGGUAUCGCACUGAGCACCCUACUGUCACACGUCUCCUAGCCACUGUUGUCACUGACCCUACCUUUGAGUCCUCAGCUGCGUCUGCUCUGGUCGCUGAGUUGGUUGACUUUGCUGCUGCCUGUCGUCUAGACUACGCUGCUAGCCUUGUUGCUGAGUCAGAGUCUGCGUCUGUCUGUCCUCCGUCCGUCGGGGGUGAGUGUGCUCUUGGCACGGACGUCCUUGAGGACAGGCAGGAGGACUUUGACUCUCUCGCGGCUGCUGUACCUCAUCUCGUGGCCUGGUUGCUUGCCCCUGAGGGAGACCCGGAUGCACUAGACAUCCCCACUCCGCGCACUUACGCAGAGGCGAUCUCAGGUCCCUACUCCUCUCAGUGGCAGACAGCCAUGGACGCAGAGAUGGCAUCCUGGAAGUCCACAGGCACCUACGUCGACGAGGUUCCCCCUCCUGGGGCGAACAUCGUCGACGGCAUGUGGAUUUUCAGGGUGAAGCGGCCACCAGGUUCUCCGCCUGUCUUCAAGGCUCGUUACGUUGCUAGAGGCUUCAGUCAGCGUCAGGGGGUCGACUUCUUCCAGACCUUCUCCCCCACCCCGAAGAUGACCACUCUUCGGGUUCUGCUGCACGUUGCUGCUCAGCGUGACUACGAGCUUCACUCUCUUGACUUCAGCACAGCGUUCCUGCAGGGCAGCCUGCACGAGGAGAUCUGGCUGCGCCGCCCACCUGGCUUUACUGGGUCGUUUCCUCCUGGUACCCAGUGGAGCCUCCGCCGGCCAGUCUACGGUCUCCGCCAGGCGCCACGUGAGUGGCACGACACACUGAGGACUACACUUGCGGCUCUUGGGUUCGCGCCGUCUACUGCUGACCCGUCGCUGUUUCUGCGCACAGACACGUCGCUGCCGCCGUUCUACAUUCUCGUGUACGUCGACGACUUGGUCUUUGCUACUGCUGACACUGAGGCACUCGCUCGUGUGAAAUCACCCGGGACAGAGCUCGCCGCACCAUCACCCUGA